CCUAAAGGUGACCCAGGUGAUCCUGGUCCAAUGGGAGCAAAAGGUGAACCUGGUGAUGCAGGAUCUACGGGACUAGCUGGACAUGGUGGUAUUGCUGGAAUAAAGGGUGAAAGAGGUGCAAGAGGUCCCAGUGGGACUCCAGGAACAAAAGGAAGCACAGGUCCCCCUGGACUACCAGGACUAAGAGGGGCCAAAGGCAUGAAUGGCCUCAAUGGUGCAAAAGGUACUGAUGGUGAUCCUGGAGAAACUGGCCCCCCUGGAGCUCAAGGCACACAAGGAAAGCCAGGAUACAAAGGAUUAGCAGGUGAUCCUGGAAAACCGGGUGCUCCAGGACUCUCUGUUACUUGGAGUAGGUCUGCUUUUUGUGUCAAACUUGGCACUGGCAGUGUUGUUGGUAACCAACCAAUAGGCUUCUACGAAAUUCUGUAUAAUGAAGAUGGCGACUAUAACACUGAGACCAGCACAUUUAAUUGUCGCAUUGCUGGUGUCUAUGCAUUCCAUGCAUAUUUUGAAGUGAAAACAAGAAACGCACAGAUCGCAAUAAUGGUAAAUGACCAACGUAUUUACCACAAUUCCCAGUCAUAUUCUUCAUUUCCUGAACAGUCAACUCUUGGAACUAUUGUGAAGCUUAAAGUAGGUGACAAAGUUUGGGUAGAGCCAAUUGAUUCUGAUACAGGUAUUUGCCGUAACAGUUAUUUCAUGGGUUACUUGAUUUAUGACCGCAAAUAA
This is a messenger RNA of Hypanus sabinus (Atlantic stingray), 729 nucleotides long. RefSeq names its product complement C1q and tumor necrosis factor-related protein 9A-like. The record is from RefSeq and is a predicted model, not a curated record. The coding region runs from base 31 to 729 and encodes 232 amino acids. Gene Ontology annotation, molecular function: protein binding. Lineage: Eukaryota; Metazoa; Chordata; Chondrichthyes; Myliobatiformes; Dasyatidae. The transcript has a single exon.